UCCGUGCCGUCAAUCACAUUGUCAAGGAAACAAUUGACGCACAACUCAACUUAAAAUAAAAGUUCAGAAAGUGAAAAUUUGCUAAAAGAAACAUUUAUCUGUUUGGUGCCUUAUUGAUAAAGUGGUAGUGCUAUCUUCUUCUCAAUUCAAAAUGAUAUCGAGGUAAUUAAGGAGUUUGGUCAAGUUGAACACGCAAACCAUCUUCGGGUUAUAGUGAAAAAUCGAUAUGAAUUUUCUGAGAGGGAAUUCUUAUCUGUUAGGACGUGUUUGGAGUCACAAUUGUUUUAUGUAGCUUCGGGGAGGCAAUAUCAAUCACAAUUAAGAGCCCCCCACUUUUACGUUGAUAAUGUUCACGUAAAUCUGCUGAAUAAUCUUAAAUUCAGGGAUGGAGAGAGUGACCCACUCGAGUUGGUGUAAUGACCUUGCGGCGCACAGACAUUGUUGGUCAGAAGAUUUGGCCGGUGUGGAGGGAAGACCAUUGUGACGUAAGGCGCGUAAAGAGAUGGGAAAUUCCUCCACAUAGCCACUCGACCUGGUCAGUCACUCUCCAGCUCUGCACUGAUCACCAUCAAGUCUUUUUGUCCGUCCCUAGUUCUCAAUGCCGGUCCAAUCUCUCACUCCAUUCCUCGCCAAAAGUGAACGCGUGUUCUCUUAAACACAAUUAUCCAAAGUCUUUCCGUUAGACUCAAACAAUACCCAUGUCGUGCCUUUUCACAAAGUGCUAAGAAAGUGUAACGAUUUUUUAUUUUAUCUUCUGGUCACAUCAAAUUCCCCACAUCCCAAAAACAAAAGCAGAUCCAACCUGCAGAGGCUCAUUCGGCAAAUCAUCUCUGUUCAUCAGGAAAUCCAUUUCGGAAGACUUAGAUUGGCCAAUUCUGCCACAAUGGGCUCCAUCAAUUGCAAAAAUUUCUCUUCCACUAAAACAGCUGAUGAGGACGUUGAUUCUCCAGCAGAGCCUAAAUCAAAACCAGCCAGCCCAUCAUCGAGUAUGGAUCGUGACCUAGGCGUGGAUUUCGUGGAAGGAGUCGUGUGUUCCGAGGGAGACAUCAAGGAAAAUGAGAUGAAGCAAUUUGACCUCACAGACGCGGGCAAAGUUCUCCUGGUGCGACAGAAUGGAAAACUCUCAGCUCUGGGCACAAAGUGCACUCACUACGGUGCUCCCUUGUCCAGUGCGGCCCUCAGCAAUGGUCGUUUGAGAUGUCAGUGGCACGGAGCCUGCUUCAAUCUCACCACCGGAGACAUUGAGGACUUCCCUGGACUCGAUUCCUUGCCUUGUUACCAAGUAACCGUGGAAGGUGGACAAGUCAAAGUCCGUGCUAAACGCUCAGAGCUGGAGUCCAACAAGAGAGUCAAGGAGAUGGCAAAACGUGAUCCGAAUAACAAUAAAACCUUUGUGAUUGUAGGCGCUGGACCAUCGGGAGUGACAUGUGCUCAGACGCUGAGAGAGGAAGGAUUUACAGGGAGAAUUGUGAUGCUCAGCAAGGAGAGCGUUCUACCGUACGAUCGAGUGAAAGUGAACAAGGCUAUGGAUUCGAAGUUGGAGACAAUUCUGCUGAGGCAGCAGGAAUUCUACGAUUCGAAUGAUAUCGAGGUGAUGUUGGAAGUUGAAGCUACGAAACUUGAUACUAAGGAUCAAACGGUAUCCUGUAGCAAUGGCUACAUCAUCAAGUACGAUAAGAUCUACAUUGCUACGGGAUCAAAGGCACGGAAACACAACUGUCCUGGAUCUGAUCUGCCUAAUGUCUUUACAAUCCGGGACUUUGCGGACGCCCAGAAGAUCAUUGGACAAAUGACCGAUCAGACGCACGUAGUUGUACUAGGAGUUAGUUUCAUUGGGCUAGAAGCUGCAGCCUACUGUGCUGGAAAGGUUGCUAAGGUGACAAUUGUCGGCCGAGGAUCAGUUCCCUUAGAACCGAUUUUCGGCACUGAGAUCGGAACUAGGAUAAUGCAAAUGUUUCGGGAGAAGAAGGUUCAAUUUGCCAUGAACAGCGGGAUUGAUAGAUGCCUAGAACAGGAUGGGAAACUCUGUUCUGUUCAACUGGCGGACGGACAGAUAAUCCGGGCGGAUAUUUGUAUAAUGGGAACGGGAUCAACUCUCUACACGGACUUCAUGAAAACUUCCGGCGUUGAGUUGAAUCCCGACGGAUCUGUCGACACGGACCUCUUCCUCGAGGCCAAUGUCCAGAACGUUUACGUCGGCGGUGACAUUGCCAAUGCUCCUGUCUACUCAAUUGGCCUAGAUCGCGCUACAAUCGGCCACUAUGGCCUAGCACAGUACCACGGAAGGAUUGCCGCUCAGAAUAUGGCCGGAAAGCGAACACAGCUCAAAGCCGUUCCUUAUUUCUGGACCGUUCUCUUUGGCAAAUCCUUCCGUUACGCCGGUUACGGCCGUGCCCACGAGAUUCGUGUCAUUGGCAGCCUACCCGACCUCAAAUUCGUCGCCUAUCACUUUGACGAAUCCGGCAAAGUGAUUGGCGUCUGUUCAUGCAAUCGAGACCCAGUAGUCUCGCAAUUUGCCGAAUUCCAGAUGCAAGGUAAAACUCUUCGCAAGGAAGACCUUGAAAACGAUCCAUUCGCCUGGACAGCCACCGUUUCAACGUGUCAGAAGAUGCAAUGAAUAUGCAUUUCACUCUAACCUCAAUCUUUAUCUUUUUUUUAAUGUAAAUAUUCCGUGGAAUUUCUAAUUUAUAAAAAAAUCUACUGUUUCCUCAUUUUUUCCUCGAACAAACAUCCAUCGAGCAGUAUUGUUAAUUAUUAAAUGUGUUACAAAACAAAUUUAAAUAAAUUAUUGCAAGUUU
Phlebotomus papatasi is the source of this 2798-nucleotide messenger RNA. Its product is annotated as apoptosis-inducing factor 3-like. Gene Ontology annotation, cellular component: cytoplasm. The record is from RefSeq and is a predicted model, not a curated record. Lineage: Eukaryota; Metazoa; Arthropoda; Insecta; Diptera; Psychodidae. Bases 884 to 2617 code for a protein of 577 amino acids. The transcript is spliced from 3 exons. Gene Ontology annotation, molecular function: flavin adenine dinucleotide binding; 2 iron, 2 sulfur cluster binding; oxidoreductase activity, acting on NAD(P)H.